This is a messenger RNA of Topomyia yanbarensis, 898 nucleotides long. Its product is annotated as acyl-CoA-binding domain-containing protein 6-like. Gene Ontology annotation, molecular function: protein binding; fatty-acyl-CoA binding. Bases 145 to 897 code for a protein of 250 amino acids. The transcript has a single exon. NCBI's taxonomy places the organism in Eukaryota, Metazoa, Arthropoda, Insecta, Diptera, Culicidae. The record is from RefSeq and is a predicted model, not a curated record.
AGAAGGCAGCGGCACUGGAGAAUCUGCAGCAAACGCAGAAACACGUCCUGGAGCAGUCGCCCAUUUUCUACCAGCAGUCGGAUUAGUCGGGUUGCUUCAUCGUCGUAGUGUAGUAGUAGAGUAAUUAGAAUAAGCGUAUAAGAGAUGUCUGAUUUGGAGGAAGAGGAAAUCGAUUUGUUGGAGGAGGAAUUUACGAGAGCGACGAAAUUCAUCGAGUGCAGUCACGAUCAGUUUGAUCAGAAAGAUUUGCUGAAAUUUUACGGCUUUUAUAAGCAAGCAACGGUCGGGAAGUGUAACGUUCCAAAACCAGGUAUUUUUAACGUGAGCGGUCGGACCAAGUGGUCCGUAUGGAACGAUCUAGGAGAUUUGUCGAAGGAGAGCGCAAUGAAAGGGUACAUCCUGCAUUUGGUUGGUUUGAAGCCGGAAUGGGAUCAAGUUUCGGAAAGAGAUGAUUUUAAGCCACAAAAGGGUUCCUGGGUGUCUGUUUCAACCCACGCUAACCGGGAUGAGGAGGAUGAUUUGUCUGGUGAUAAGUCAAUAGUCGAUUUCAUCAAGGAAGGCAACCUGGCAGAGGUUCAAUCCGCGCUGCAAUCAGUGGACGAAGACAUUGGUUCCAUUAUUAACGCCCUGGACGAAGAGGGUCUUGGACCGAUUCACUGGGCUGCCGAUCGGGGAAAUAUUGAUAUAUUGCGCCUGCUGCUUCAAGUGCCGAGGACGAACGUUGAUUUUAGGGAUUCCGGUGGACAAACUGCUUUACACUUUGCCGCUAGCUGUGGCAAUCGGGAGUGUGUUCAAUUGCUGUUGGAAUUCGGCGCGGAUCGGACGGUGCGAGAUGACGAGGGAGAAUCUUGUGUGGAUGUCGCUUUCGAUGAGGAAAUUAAACGAUUGCUGAUGUAAA